This is a messenger RNA of Cannabis sativa, 1315 nucleotides long. RefSeq lists its product as uncharacterized. The record is from RefSeq and is a predicted model, not a curated record. The transcript has a single exon. Bases 689 to 1201 code for a protein of 170 amino acids. NCBI's taxonomy places the organism in Eukaryota, Viridiplantae, Streptophyta, Magnoliopsida, Rosales, Cannabaceae.
UUGCUUUAUUCUUUCCUUUUCUUUUAUCUAUGUGUUCGUGAUUUUGAAAUAGCCAAUGGUGAAUCUGUAUAACCAUGAAAAACAAAGAGCCACUUUUCACAUGCUAAUCUUAAAAAUGGAUUAGGCACAACAAGAAUUUAUCUAUUAUCAUACAGAUAUUAUAUCACAUCUACAAAUGCACACAUGUAUUUCAUAAUUGUCAAUGAAAAAGAAAGAAUUCUUUUUGCAUUGCAAUUGGAAAUUACCCAUUUAACAAAAAGAAAAAAUCAUUACGAUUCUUCAUUUUGUCUUACACUUUUAGAACUUUUCUCCUACUCUUACUAGUACUACUACUAAACUAAGAAAUUGAGUACAAUACAAACAAAUUUACAUAAUAAAAAAACAGCAAUGGGUGACGAAAUAUAAAAAACCGACAGUAACUCUAUCACUUCUAUUUCUGAACCGUGCUUUGAAAUCUACGCUCUACCUUAUUGUCAACGUGUUCUGUUCUUUGCACCACGUGCCACUUAGAUCCUUAAUCUCCUAGAAAACGUUAAAACGCUGUCGUUUAACACUGUGGAUGGAUCGUCUUAGAUCCACAAUCUUAAGCUAAAAAUAACUUUGUCAACUUGGCCAAAAAAAAAAAAAAAAAAAGCUCAUAUAAUAACAAAAUUUUAGUUCGAAAAAUCGAAAAACAAGAAUCGAAACAAUGUCUCCCACGGCCAUUCUGAUCGUCGUCGCCGUCGCCGUCGCCGUCGUUAUGCUAUCUCAAUUGGCCACGUCAUCACCCGACGUUGAAGAUAAGCGAUCGGCAUACGAGGUUCUCCAAGACUUUGAUCUUCCCAUGGGUAUUCUCCCAAAGGGAGUAAAUAGCUACGAAUUAGACCGAAGCAACGGAAGAUUCUAUGCCCAUUUCAACGGUUCCUGCAGUUUCUCGUUGGAGGGUUCGUAUCAGUUAAAGUACAAAUCCACCAUAAGCGGCUAUAUCUCUAAGGACAAGCUCACGAAGCUAACUGGGGUUAGCGUUAAGGUCUUAUUCUUGUGGCUUAACAUCGUUGAGGUCGUUCGAGAUGGGAACGACCUCGAGUUCUCGGUGGGAUUAGCUUCGGCUUCCUUCUCCAUCGAUAAUUUUUUCGAAUGCCCUCAGUGUGGUUGUGGAUUGAAUUGCAAUAAUGGGCAAGUAAGGAAGCUUAAAUUCAACCCUUCUGUUUCUUCAAUUUGAUACCUCAAUUCGAUCUGUAAUUCAAUGUUUCUUUUCUUUCUUUUCUUGAAUGAAUGGUGGGUUUUCUUUCGUUCGUAAAAUUAUGAGAUGGGUUUUACUUAUUUUGCUUUGUUA